Messenger RNA from Cannabis sativa, 917 nucleotides. RefSeq names its product GDSL esterase/lipase At5g03810-like. Lineage: Eukaryota; Viridiplantae; Streptophyta; Magnoliopsida; Rosales; Cannabaceae. The record is from RefSeq and is a predicted model, not a curated record. The coding region runs from base 1 to 849 and encodes 282 amino acids. Gene Ontology annotation, molecular function: hydrolase activity, acting on ester bonds. The transcript is spliced from 6 exons.
AUGGUGAUCAUGCUAAUUCAUGACCAUGGAUUUAAUAAUCUAGGGUUCAAUUCUUCUCCGGUUGCCUAUCUAAGUAAAGCGGCCACAGGCACAAAUCUUUUAAUUGGAGCAAAUUUUGCUUCAGCUGCUUCUGGAUAUGAUGAUUCCACAGCUAACUUAUAUCUUGCUAUAUCAUUAUCGAAGCAAUAUUAUGGCGAAUAUCAAUCGAGAGUUGUCGGAAUGAUAGGGCAAGCAAAAGCUUCGUCAAUAUUUUCCAAUGCACUUUACAUAAUCAGCGUAGGGACUAGUGACUUGAUACAAAAUUAUUAUAUUAGUCCCAUUCUACAAGCUACCUAUCCAAAUAUUCACCAAUAUUUUAACACUCUUCUCAGAAAUUAUGAACAAUUUAUUGAGAAUUUGCAUUCGAUGGGAGCCAGAAGAAUUGGAGUGGCUUCACUAGCACCGCUAGGGUGUUUGCCCGGAGCCAUAACAAUAUUUGGAUUUGGAAACAAUAAUUAUUGUGUGGAUAGGCUCAAUUAUGAUGCCAUGUAUUUCAACACAAGAUUAAAUUCCACUUCCCAAAUCCUAAGGAACAGAUUGUCUAACCUGAAUUUGCUUGUGUUAGACAUAUACCAACCUCUCUACAACUUAAUUGUCAAUAAUCCUAUACAAAAUGGGUUUUAUGAGACGAGAAAGGGUUGUUGCGGAUUAGGGACGGUAGAAACGGCAUUACUUUGUAAUUCAUUAGCUAUUGGAACAUGUUCAAAUGCAUCCGAUCAUAUUUUUUGGGAUGCUUUUCAUCCAUCAGAUGCAGCUAACAAUUUACUUUCUAGUUAUAUGACUACUGCUGGUGCUUCCCUCCUCAACUAAUUAAUUAAUAAUUAAUUUGUCACAUUAAUAUUAUAAUUAUGAUUAUGAUUAUUUUUCUUAUCAUUUAA